Messenger RNA from Mytilus californianus (California mussel), 7715 nucleotides. RefSeq names its product microfibril-associated glycoprotein 4-like. Bases 111 to 965 code for a protein of 284 amino acids. The record is from RefSeq and is a predicted model, not a curated record. NCBI's taxonomy places the organism in Eukaryota, Metazoa, Mollusca, Bivalvia, Mytilida, Mytilidae. The transcript has 5 exons.
UUUAUUCAUGUUGUUUGUACUGUUUAUUCAUAGAAAGUGGAGAUACAGUUGUCAAUUAUUAGUUUAGAUAUCAUAGAAAAGUUUUUAAAUUCAAAUCAUAAUCAAUCAAGAUGGCUUCACCUCAAAUAGAGUUAGAAUCGAAUGAACAACCCAGAAGAGCUGAAGACCAGCAUAGAAUUGUCCAUGAAGUUAAUAUUUCGAGGCCACAAUGGAAAACAAUAUUUAUUGUCACUCUUAUAGUGUUCAUUGUUUCAACUUCAGUCUUGACUGUUUUUUAUUUCGCGUUAUUUGUGAAAAAAACAAAAGGUAUUGAACUUCGACCAAGAGACUGCGGAGAAAUAUAUUUAAAAAGAGGAAAUGGGAUUUACACAAUUUUUCAUAACUCAUCCAGUAACAGUGGUUAUACAGUCUAUUGUGAUUUUGAAACGGACAACGGUAAUUGGACGGUAUUUCAGAGAAGAAUAAACGGUACGACAAACUUUUUCAGAGGAUGGGAGGAAUAUGAAAAUGGAUUUGGGAAUUUGAAGGCGGAAUUUUGGCUUGGUAAUAAAAAAAUCAAUGAAUUAACGUCGAACGGACUACAUGAACUAAGGGUAGAUCUUACCGAUUUUGAAGGCAACACAGGAUACGCUAAAUAUUCCAAGUUCUUUGUCGGUAAUGUUUCUACCCUAUACAAACUUGAUGCUGAUGGAAAUAGUGGGGAUCUCGGAGAUAGUUUGGAGAGUAAUAAUGGGAUGCGUUUUAGUACAAAGGACAGGGAUAACGAUGUUUAUCGAGGUAACUGUGCAAAUAUAAACAAUGCAGCCUGGUGGUAUAGUCAUUGUACUUGGGUCAAUCUAAACGGACGGUAUCUUCAAGGUGGAAAGAUUGACGUCAAGGGUAUUACUUGGUACAAAUGGAAGUCAUCAUACUAUUCAAUGAAAUCAUCUGUAAUGAUGUUAAGAAAAGUUUAUCCACCAGGAUAAAGAUUAAAAUGUUAUAUUUCGACAAUUUGUGUAUUUUAAUUCUUUGAUAAUUAGGUCUUUCCACUUUUCUGUGGAAAGACCUAUUGUAUUUGUUCUGAUUAUUAUUAUUAUUAUUUUUUUCUUCCGCCAAAUUUUGUUCUCGCGUAAAAUUUUUGUUUCGCAAGAUGUCGCUUAGAUAUUUCUUAUAUAGUAUCAUACAGUUUAUGCGCUUUUUAUUUUCACCCAUUCUAAGCCGAACAAUUUUCUUUGUAGGAGUUAUCUCCCUGAACACUGUUUUCCUUGUGACUGCAUCUCCUCCGUAACCGUAAAAGAAAGCGACAAAUUUAUUUUACCAAAUGGCUCGCUAUAUCCUCAGGAUUUGUUGUCCAAUUUUGACGGAAGCGAUACGAAGACUCCAUAUGAGAGUUAUUUCCCCUAAUGCAUUUGAAAUAAGUGAUAUGCAUUUGUAACUGGUAAGUCAUAAGUGAUAGAGACCUAGGGUCUGUUGAUUUGAGGUCCUUGGUCCUAAAGAAUAGAAAACUAGGUCAAGGUCAAAGGUCAAGGUCAUGUUGUGAUUUUUUACAUUAGGUUCGUAUCGCUUCUUCCUAGAAAGAGUUAUAGAUAUCGACAAAACAAUUUAACCAAAAAGUUUGUCGCGACACGUGUUUACUAGAAAUUUUUUGUCGAAAUGGUACGCGUCAUUUUAUUGCAGGGUCAAUGUCCCUGUUAUGGUCGAAUCAACAAAUUACUUAUCAAAACUUCAAACCUUGCAGCUAUCAUGUUGUAAAUGUUUCUUAUCUCAAUAAUGAACCACAGUCUACCACUACACUCCCCCCCUUUUUUUCAACUGAUUUUUUUUUAAAGUUAUCCCAUUUCAAAGAAAAGAAGAUCGCUUUUAGUCCCGUACAUUAUACUGUAAAAUGCUAAUCCUUCUUAUGUACAAAUUUCUUUCUGAAAUAGAAAUCCAUCCCUGCAAAAAUCUGCUCCAAUUCAUGUAUUUUCUGAAAUUAAUCGAUGAGGCACGUGCGGUCCGCUUGAUUGCGAAAUUAAAAUCAAUGUAUUACUGAAAUCCUACAAAUUUCUAAACAUGCAUUAAAAUACAAAUCUGUGCUCCCGUAAACAUGUGUACGUAAUAUGUAUGCAUGAUCCGACAUCAAUGACCUGUACAAAAUAAAAACAAUAGUUAUCGUGUUUCUUUGAUCAAUACACAUGUGCUCUGUUCAACGGUCUCCCCUGAAAAGAAAUUAAUAUUCUAACUCCAGACAUAUAUUCGAGGGUAACGUGACUUCACAACACCAUCUCGCGCGCGGACCUAAAUUUAGAAUAAAACAUUGCAUAUCCAAAUGAGGGAAAAUAAAACUUCCAAGACUUCACAACACAAUCUCGCGCGCGGACCUAAAUUUAGAAUAAAACAUUGCAUAUCCAAAUGAGGGAAAAUAAAACUUCCAAGACUUCACAACACCAUCUCGCGCGCGGACCUAAAUUUAGAAUAAAACAUUGCAUAUCCAAAUGAGGGAAAAUAAAACUUCCAAGACUUCACAACACCAUCUCGCGCGCGGACCUAAAUUUAGAAUAAAACAUUGCAUAUCCAAAUGAGGGAAAAUAAAACUUCCAAGAUAAAAAAUUUACUCCGUUUUCCUACAAAUUCAAUCAAAAUGCAUACACAACAAAUAGAUGAAAAAUGGAAGUCCGAGGUAACAUAGAAACUAGAGAAAAUUUAUAAACGAAUGAUGCUAGGAUCAAUUUUUAUGAGGACAUCUCAGGCGUCCGUUUGGCUGUGCGGGAUGUCUAAGUACGCAGUCACGUUCGGUCAGAAUACAGGCGUUAUUUAAGUUAGCUGCGUCGCACAGAGAAAGUGCCAUGCAAUCAAUCAAUCAAUCAAUCGACCGACCGACCGACCGACCGACCGACCGACCGACCGACCGACCGACCGACCGACCAACCAACCAACCAAUUAAUCAUGUUUCGGAGGGGAAAGACCGUUUAACAAUUGUUUUUAAAACAAUUGAUUUAUAUUGUAAAUGUGCACUUUUAACCAUUCUAAUUUACCAUAUAUAUCAUAAAAUGUCUCACUGGCACACACCCACCUCUUUUCUUUCCUCUUCUCUCCAUUUAUUAGGUCUUUCCACUUUUCUGUGGAAAGACCUAUUGUAUUUGUUCUGAUUAUUAGGUCUUUCCACUUUUCUGUGGAAAGACCUAUUGUUUUUGUUCUGAUUAUUAUUAUUAUUAUUUUCUUCCGCCAAAUUUUAUUCUCGCGUAACAUUUUUGUUUCGCAAAAUGUCGCUAAGAUAUUUCUUAUAUAGUAUCAUACAGUUUAUGCGCUUUUUAUUUUCACCCAUUCUAAGCCGAACAAUUUUCUUUGUAAGAGUUAUCUUCCCAAACACUGUUUUCCUUGUGACUACAUCUACUCUGUAACGGCAAAAGAAAGCGACAAAUUUAUUUUAUAAAAUUGCUCGUUAUAUCCUUCGCAUGAUUUGUCCUAUUUUGACCGAAGCGAUAAGAACACUCCAUAUGAGAGUUAUUUCCCCUUAUGCAUGUGAUAUAAGUAAUAUGCAUUUCUAACUGGUAAACCAUAAGUGACGGAGACUUAGGGUCUUUUGAUUUGAGGUCCUUGGUCCAAAAAAAUAAAAAUUAGGUCAAGGUCAAAGGUCAAGGUCACAUUCUAAAUUUUGAUUUUGGCCUAUUUUCACUUACUUCCAAAAACCGUACAAGAUAUCGACAAAAUAUUUUUACUAAAUUGUAAGUUGCGACAUGUCGUAACACAUGAAUUUUGGUUGAAAGGGUAAGUUGACCGUAAAAGAGAGUUUUCUCCCUUUGUAUAUAUAAAAUUACAUGUAUGGUGGUAUAACUCAUUUACCAAGUAUAAUAAAGACCUAGGGUAAUAUGAUUAAAGGUCCUUGGUGUAUGACCUUGAAAUUGAGCUCAAGAUCAAAGUUAAAUUUGUUGUUCUAGAUUUUUACCUUUGCUUUAACUUCAUAUUUAAACACGAUAAAGCCAUGGGACUUUUUUUAUUAGGUUGCAAUUUACAUGACCUUGAAAAGCCAACCGGAAGUGACCUUGUGUAAACCGGAAAUAGCUUUGUUUUGUACUUAUUUGAUGUAAAGUGUAUUGAACAAUAUAUUUUUGGAAUCAGUAUCAAGUAAACUAUCAAAUAAAAGGGGAAGUGACAUAUUUCAAACCGGAAGUAAUGUAUAGAAACCAUAUAUUUUUGGAAUCAGUUUACAAUAAGCUAUCAUUUGACGCUGGAUAUGAUAUUUCAAACUGAAUUUUCAUAGUUCUAUUUCAAAAUUGAUCUGCAUGAGUGGAAAGACCUUCAAUUGUUCUCUGAACAAUUGGUUUUUAAUUUUCAUUAUAUUUCGUUCAUUUCAUACGUUCGCCUAGUUCAAUUUAGUUCUGUUUAUAUAAAUAACAUUGUGAGUUGUCUUUUAUUUGCUUGUCCUGAAUAUGCAUGAAAUAGUUUACACUGGUAUUAAGUAAACAACAAUAAAUCAAUCUUGAAUUGACUUUUUGUCAAAUAUCAAUGUAUUUAAAGUAAUCAUCUCCUUUAGACAUUCAUAUAUGAACUAAUCACGAUAAAUGAAAUGUUGUUAAACCAACUUUAUAUACAUUUGGAAAUGUUACUAAAUUAAUUGUUAUUGGGCGUUCAUUUGAUUGGCUACAUUUCUUCUCCCAUCUUCGCUAGCCAAGGGUUACGAUCCACUUCCCUCCUCUCCACCCUUGGCAGAUUAAGCCAACAUUUGUGAUAACAAUGUUGCGCCAUCUAUCGGUAGAUUAAAGUCACGCCCAUUCCGAAUACAUUAUUCUUGACCAAUGGUAGCACUUGAACUCUUCAAUUUGGAGGUAAAAACACGGUAGCGUCUAGAUUCUACACACUUGGUAAUGCAGGAAACGAAAAUAUACGUUGACAUUCAUGCAUUUGUGCGAGAAACAUAUACAGGAACUUCUAUUGAGUGAUUAAAACAUUCAAAUUGUCCCUAAAUAUAGUCGUAUGUUUAGGGAUGAAAAGACGUGUUGCACAAUAAGCACCUGCCAAUUGUUUACAUACACUUUCUACAUUUACACGUGAUCAUGUUAUAGGCGCUUUUUGAUUGGAUGCAGCGAGUUUCGACUACAAACAAUGAAAAUCAUUACCUUGUGUCUCCGAAAUUCUAUCUCAAUCCGCCAAGGGUAGAGAGGAGGGAAGUGGAUCGUAACCAUUUGCUAGCGAAGAUCUUCUUCUCCAAAAACUCAUAUCUCAUAGUUGGACAGCAACUUCUUGUCAUAGGUUACUGGUAUAUGUAUAAGUAUAGUUUUAUGAACAAUAGUUCACAGUACAUCUUAUUAACCUUUUAUAAUUGUGUUAUUUAAAGGCCUUUUAUAAUGGUUUUAUCUAAAGGCCUUUUAUAAUGGUGUUAUCUAAAGGCCUUUUAUAAUGGUGUUAUGUAAAGGCCUUUUAUAAUGGUGUUAUCUAAAGGCCUUUAUAAUGGUGUUAUCUAAAGGCCUUAUAUAAUAGUGUUAUCUGAAGGCCUUGUAUAAUGGUGUUAUCUGAAGGCCUUGUAUAAUGGUGUUAUCUAAAGGCCUUUUAUAAUGGUGUUAUGUAAAGACCUUGUAUAAUGGUGUUAUCUAAAGGCCUUUUAAAAGGGUGUUAUCUAAAGGCCCUUUAUAAUGGUGUUAUCUAAAGGCCUUUUAUAAUGGUGUUAUGUAAAGGCCUUUUAUAAUGGUGUUUUCUAAAGGCCUUUUAUAAUGAUGUUAUCUAAAGGCCUUUUAUAAUGGUGUUAUUUAAAGUCCUUUUCUAUAUACCUCAUAAUAUCUUCUUUAGACAAAAAAGAAGAUGUUGUAUGAUACCCAAUGAUAUAAAUCUCCACCAGAGACCAAAUGCCAAAGAUAAAUCCACUUUAGGUCACCGUACGGCAAUCAACAAUGAGCAAAAUCUGUACCGCAAAGCAGGCUAUCAAAGGUCCCAACAUGACAAAUUGUAAGAUCAUUCGAACGAGAAAACCAACGAGCUGAUUUAUGUACAGAACAUGACUUAACGAAAAACCAGUAUGAUAUACAGCAACAAACGACAACUGCUGAAUUAAAUCCUCCUGACUAUGAACAGGCAUAUACAGAAUGAGGCGGGGUUAAUCAUGUAUCCAAGCUACAAACCAUCCCAUUUUCAGGGAUAGUGUUGUGACAGCACAUCAUAAGAACAAACUGUAUAGAAGGACUUGACUCAUUAGGUCGAUAUGUAGCAUAAAAAACAACUGACAAAAAGACUAGAGACACAAAGUACCGAUCUGAGAGUACUCGCAGUUACUGAAAUAAAAUCAUGUCAAGACAACAAAAUUAGUACACAUCUAAUGGAUUUAGUAUAAAGACGGCAUAAGUAGUCGUUUAAAAAAUAUCAAGUGUCAGUUAUAUAAAAAAUAUUCUAAAUUAUAUAUACAAAAAAAAAUAACAAAAGAUUUAUGAUUCCAAAAAAUGGCCCAUAUCAUGAUUAUGUGUGACAUUAUAUAUGACGGAUAAAUUGAACGAGUGUAGAUUUUCAAGUCUUCAAGACAUCAGCGUUUCGUUUAGACAUGAAUGUAGAAUGUUUUUUUAAAGGCUAAAUUCAAUACAACGUCAGUAAAUAAGAAUACGUUACGACAUACCAUCAUUAUAAAUGAUUUAGAACUUUUAAAUUAAAACUUGUCACUUAGUAUCGUCUAAUUGCCUGAUACCCAUCAGACCAUUAUAUUCAAACCAAAAAUGUCAUUAUAUAUGUCAAAACGAAACCUUGCAUUUGAGCAGUUUCAAAAAUGAUAUCAUUUCGGGUUUCAGAUGCAUGUUUUCCUUCAAAAUUAAUACGUUAUGAGAUAAAUGUAGAUCAACGAUCUUUGAUAUUCUAUGUUAAACAUAUUCACAGAUUUUUUUCGUAGGGUCACUGGGGAAUAGAAAUGUGAGCUAGUCAGUUUGGCUAUAGUGUAUGAUGCAUACACUCACAGUCACGUCAUGUCAGAAAGGGAACAUUAAAGGCAACUAUUUCUGCUCCUAUCAGAGAUACCAUUCUUUUCUAGUCUUUGACGAAAGUCCAAAAUUUGACGUCUUUCAUCCUGUCGUCUCAUCUUUUAGAGCCUACCUAUUGUAUUGAUUGCAAAAAGUUUCUCACCUUGAAUUUGUGUGAAAUAUUGGCAACUGGACAUUAAAUAAAUGGAAAUUAAUAUUUAUUCUAAAACCAAUUGUUGGCAUGAUACGGGUUCUUCUCGUAUAAUAAGGUUUAUCACUUUUAAGAUAAACCAAUUUAAUGAAAGAGAUUUGAUUAAUAUAUUUAUUUUCCAUAAAGACAUAUUUUAUCAUUCGGAUCCGCAUCUCGCUUCCGGCUUAUAAACAUCACGUGACUUCAGCCUCACAUUUGAACUAGCCGCUCUAGAUAAGUGAAAGUUUCAAAACCCACCCACCUCCCCUCACAAUCUACCAACAAUUACUUGUGUCUGCUGCUGUUUAUUCAUUUUUCAGGCUGUUCAGAGAAAAGCCUGAUACAUAAUACGUUGUUGGAAAAAAUAAAGAUGACUAGACUACGCCGAUGGAAUUGCUUGUUGAACAAACUUUUUGAGAACUAUCGUAUUCUAAAUUUGAGUGAGUGUUAUACAGUUUUACCAGGACAAUCAGCCACCAGCAAUGUGAUUGGAACAAUCAGUAUGAUUAUUUAGUUUAUCCACCAAGAACACAUAUAGAACUUUAAAUUUUUGUUAUGAACUUUCAGCGUUUAUAUCUCAAAUAAUAGUAUAAUUGUUCAUUAUAUUUUAAUAAAAUGUUUAGUCACAGUAAAAA